CUUGUACGCCUUUGGCUACUGGGACCCUCCUCUUAUAACUCCCAAUCCUCUCUUGGGGAUUGUUUGUUUGGUUUCUUGCUUGCUGGUAAGAUGGGCGAUAUGUCUAUGCCACAACCCCCACUCGAGACUCUCGAGGUCGUCGACUUGUCUCUGGGGUGGUCGUUCAAACGAACCGACGAUGUGGGUUCCAACUCUUGGUCGCCGGUCCGCCGAAUUCCUUCGACCGUCCAACAAGAUCUCAUCGACAACAAGAAGCUCAAGGACCCUUUCAUCGGAUUCAACGAGAUCAAAGCUGAAUGGGUGGGCCUCAAGUCAUGGACCUACCGUACUACAAUCAACCGCCCGCACAUCCCACCAGGGGCUAAAGCGGUACUUGUUUUUGAAGGUCUCGAUACAUUUGCCCAUGUCAAGCUGGGCGGUAAGUCGAUCUUGAAGAGUGACAACAUGUUUCUUCCUCACCGUGUCGAAGUCACCGAGAUCCUGCAGUCUGGAGGCAGCAACUGGGAGCUGGAAAUUGAGUUUGAAUCAGCAUUUCUCAAAGCUCGCGAGAUCCGCGACCAGCAUCCCAACCACAAGUACAUCUGUUUCAAUGGAGACUCGGCACGACUGGCUGUGAGAAAGGCACAAUAUCACUGGGGAUGGGACUGGGGACCGCUGCUGGUCUGUGCUGGAAUCUGGAGGCCGAUCCGGCUGGAGAUAUACGCGGUACGGAUAGCAGACCUGAGAGCGGACGUCGAAUUUUCACACGACUACGGCAUUGCGACAGUCCAGGCCACUGCCGAUAUCCAAGGCCACGAAGGCUGCCAGAUUCUUGAUGCAAAAUUCACAGUCCGUCGGGGCGACCAGGUGCUCUGUUCGACCGAGGCCGAGGUCAGCCCGGACGGCAAGGCUUUCGGCAAAAUGCAAAUUCAAGACCCUGAGCUAUGGAUGCCCAAUGGAUACGGGGGUCAGACUUUGUAUGAAGUGAGUGUGGCGGUGGUCAACGAUGGACUGACCCUACACUCGGAAAGCCGGAGAAUCGGAUUGCGCAAAGUGGAGCUAGUCCAGGAACACGAUUCUCAUGGCAAGUCGUUUUACUUCCGCAUCAACGGCGUCGACGUCUUCUGCGGCGGUUCAUGCUGGAUCCCGGCCGACAGUUUCUUGACCAACGUGUCGCGGGCCAGAUAUCGAGCGUGGCUCGAGCUCAUGGUCCCCGCAAAUCAAAAGAUGAUCAGAGUGUGGGGAGGCGGCAUUUACGAAGAUGACGCAUUCUACGAAGCUUGCGACGAACUGGGGAUUCUUGUGUGGCAGGACUUUAUGUUUGGCUGCGGGAACUACCCCUGUUUUCCCGCCAUGCUCGAUUCGAUCGAAGCGGAAGCCGUGGCUAAUGUUCGGCGGAUUCGCCAUCAUCCAAGCCUCGUGAUUUUUGCCGGGAACAAUGAAGACUACCAGGUGGCUGAAUCUGCCCAUUUGACCUACGAUUAUGAGGACAAGGACGAGCAAAAUUGGCUGCGGACCGAUUUCCCGGCUCGUUUCAUCUAUGAGUCGCUGUUACCAAGGGUAUCGGCCGCCGAGGCCCCGUGGAUCCCCUAUCACCCUGGUUCGCCCUGGGGUGAUGGCAAAAUCAGUUCUGAUCCCACUGUAGGGGAUAUGCACCAAUGGAACGUGUGGCACGGCACACAAGAAAAGUAUCAGAUCUUUGACUCUUUAGGAGGGCGCUUCAACUCCGAGUUUGGCAUGGAAGCAUUCCCACAUUUGGCCACGAUCAAAUCAUUUGUCGAGAACGAGGCCGAUCUCUACCCACAGAGUCAUGUGCUUGAUUUUCACAAUAAAGCAGAUGGUCACGAGCGACGGAUCGCCACCUAUCUGGUGGAGAAUGUGAGGACGGCCACGUCGUUGGAAGCCUAUAUCCACCUAACUCAACUGAUCCAAUGCGAAGCCUUGAUGUUUGGCUAUCGCGGCUGGCGCAAGCAAUGGGGUGAAGAUAGACAUUGUGGUGGGGCUUUGGUGUGGCAAUUGAAUGAUUGCUGGCCAGUAACGAGCUGGUCCAUCGUCGACUAUUACCUACGGCGGAAGCCGGCAUACUACGCCAUGGCCAGGGUGCUGGCCCCAGUGGCGAUAGGGGUCCGCCGCAGCCAUCACGAUUGGAGUGUUACACAUGCUCGAGAACCUCAGACCCAAGAAUGGGAGUUGUGGGUGGUCAGCUCCAAACUGAAUGACAUUCAAGCAGAUGUGGAGGUUAAAUUCGUGUCGGUCGAAACAGGUCGAGAGAUCAAAGACAAGAUCGUCAAGACAGGCAUCAAAAUUACGGCCAACGGCACAACAGAGGUGCUCAAGGGCUUGAUUGACAAUGUACACCAAGAGCCCCAUAUUCUUGCAGCGAGGAUCUGGAUUGAUGGCGAAUUAGUGGCUCGAGACACCGACUGGCCACAACCCUUGAAGUAUUUGGGAUUCCCAUCACGGAACGUGCAGGUUAAGGUUCUGGACAACGAGAUGCACGUGAAGGUUGAGCGGCCGGUCAAGUGCCUGGUGUUUGAAGAAAGAGAGGGUUGCCAUCUCAGCGACAGCGCAAUUGAUGUGGUUCCCGGCGAUGAUCAAAUCAUCCGAGUACGGGGCCUCAAGCCUGGUGAUGCUCCUCUGAACUGGACUUACCUGGGGGCUGGGGAACAGUGAUGGGGUUUGGCACUGACGCACUCUGGUCAACCGUCAGGCCAGAAAAGGAGACCCGAAGGAGAGUCGACAGGGGUGGAUGACGUGAGGAUCGACGGAUCGAGGAUCUGAGGUUAGAAGAGCUAAGAAGGUGCAUCGCCUCAGAUGAUUCUGGCGUGAUCUUGAUUGCAGGGGAAGGUGUUGCAUCAACUCUAGACUUGAACAAGGAGGUGACAAAGUGUCCUAGUGGAAGGUAGUCGCAGCAAACCAGGGCCACUGGGUGGACAAACCCAUGGUCUCUAGUAGAUAUGAAAGAUGAGUC
Messenger RNA from Exophiala mesophila, 2950 nucleotides. RefSeq lists its product as uncharacterized. Gene Ontology annotation, molecular function: beta-mannosidase activity. The coding region runs from base 91 to 2652 and encodes 853 amino acids. The record is from RefSeq and is a predicted model, not a curated record. The transcript has 3 exons. Gene Ontology annotation, biological process: glycoprotein catabolic process; carbohydrate metabolic process. NCBI's taxonomy places the organism in Eukaryota, Fungi, Ascomycota, Eurotiomycetes, Chaetothyriales, Herpotrichiellaceae.